AUGUCUGAGCAAUGGCAGGUGAACCCAGAUAAUCGGAGAAGGCUGUUACAACUUCAAAAGCUGGGUGGAAACAAGAAAUGUGUGGAUUGCGGGGCGCCAAACCCACAGUGGGCCUCGCCUAAAUUUGGAAUCUUUAUAUGCUUGGAAUGUGCAGGAGUGCACAGAGGCCUCGGGGUGCAUGUUUCUUUCGUAAGGUCGAUUACAAUGGACCAGUUCAAGCCAGAAGAGCUGGAACGCAUGGAAAAAGGCGGUAAUGAGCCGUUCAACUCGUAUCUCGAAUCGCACGGCGUGGAUCCAAAACUGACUCACAAAGCCAAGUACAACAAUCCAAUUGCAGCCGACUACAGGGAUAAACUCACGGCGGAAAUUGAGGGCACAGAAUGGGUAGAGCCCGAGCACCCAGGCUUCGAUCCUAAGGCAUUGGUCGCUUCUGGUGGGCCUCCAGCCUCAGACCACAGUUCACGGGCAUCUACGCCCGCUGCGCCCAUUUCUGGAGGCUCUGUACCUCUAGAAUCGCGUAAGUCCACGCCCCAGAUCCCUGACGCGCAGCGUGAGAAGAACGAAGCGUACUUCGCGGAAUUGGGCAAGAAAAACAUGCUCAAAUCGGAUGCUUUACCCCCCUCCCAGGGAGGUAAAUACCAAGGCUUUGGUAACACGCCAGCAACCCCACAAAACCAAAGUGCUACUGGUCAAAUGGCUACCCUUUCUCUUGAUAAUUUGCAGAAAGAUCCACUUGGCACGUUUUCCAGGGGUUGGAGCAUGUUUUCUAGCGCGAUCACCAAACAUGUCGAAGACGUGAACGACAACAUGAUCAAGCCAGGAAUGCAGCAAAUGCAAGGAAAAGACUUAUCGGAGGAAACUCGCCGAGCGGCGGCGCAAUUUGGUCAGAAAUUCCAAGAAACCUCCGCUUUUGGGUACGAAGCGUUCUCGAAAUUCACUAAAAACCUACAAGGACAGUACCAACAGGGCUUUAAUCAGGCUCCAGCCACCGAAAGCCAGUUUUCUAAGCUUUUCGAUGAUAUGGGGCAAGAACAUUCAUCUGUCGCAGGGACCAAAUCGAAAAAAUCCGAAGACGAGUGGGAUGAAUUUUAA
This is a messenger RNA of Lachancea meyersii CBS 8951, 1092 nucleotides long. NCBI's taxonomy places the organism in Eukaryota, Fungi, Ascomycota, Saccharomycetes, Saccharomycetales, Saccharomycetaceae. The record is from the annotation of a GenBank genome assembly.